AUGUCCACAAGCCCUAACCACCCCACUCUAAUAUAUAUCACGCGGCUCCUUCAUUACUCUGGAUAUGCCUCGAUAGUGUCGUAUUUAGUGGCAUUGUUAGUGAUUAAACCUUUGCUCCAAAACAAAUCUCGCUUGCUUCAAAGUUUCUACCUUUCUAAUAUCAAGAGCUUGAAUAAACUAUAUCAAUCCCUAACACGGAAAUUUAAUGUUGUGCCGAGUUUGUUGGUGACCUACAACACCGGCAGUGGAAAACAGUACAGUGAUGCAACCGUUCAAACAGACAACUCUAUCAGUGCUAUCAGAAACGACCCAAUAUUCAACAAAUCAAGCUAUGUUACCACUUGUGCGGAAUCUUUGAAGAGCGUUGGUGAGUUGAAUGAAAAAUUGGAAAAUCUCCAUAAAAAAUUGACAAAACACAACUCGAUCAAUUAUGUGAGCGAUUUGAACUUUCGAUUAACCGAAUUCAAUUCUCAAUUACAAUCGGAUAGAUUGUGCGAUGGGAGAGUGUUUGAUAAGAAUAAGGUUGGUGAAGAAAUCCGUGGUAAAAUCAGAAAAAUGAAAGGUACUAUUUUGUCGAAUUGA
Saccharomycopsis crataegensis is the source of this 582-nucleotide messenger RNA. RefSeq lists its product as uncharacterized. The record is from RefSeq and is a predicted model, not a curated record. The coding region runs from base 1 to 582 and encodes 193 amino acids. The transcript has a single exon. NCBI's taxonomy places the organism in Eukaryota, Fungi, Ascomycota, Saccharomycetes, Ascoideales, Saccharomycopsidaceae.